Molecule: messenger RNA, 654 nt
Organism: Chenopodium quinoa (quinoa)
Lineage: Eukaryota; Viridiplantae; Streptophyta; Magnoliopsida; Caryophyllales; Amaranthaceae
Product: immunoglobulin G-binding protein H-like
Exons: 3
Coding region: 1-654 (217 amino acids)
Source: RefSeq, a predicted model, not a curated record
AUGUCCGAAGUGGACCGAGCAAAGGUGUGGUCGCUGAAGGUCACGGCUGGGAUGGGAGAAUCCAGCCGAAGGGUCCCUGACCCUGCAAGAGAUAACCAGCGUUUGGUGAUGCAGUUGAUUGACACCCUCCAAGACAAGCUGGAGCAUGCCUGGGAGGAUGCAAAGAUUGCCCGGGAGGAGGCGAAGCUUGCUGAGCUGAAACAGCAGCAGAGCGAAGAAUAUGAAAAGAGGGUUGCUGAAGCCAUUCAGACCUUCUGCUCGGCUAUGGAGAAGGAACUGGAGCUUAAUGAGCAGAAGACUUCUUCCUCCAAACUCUCAGAAGAGUUGGAAAAAUCUAAAAAGGAUUUGGAGGAGAGUCAAAAGAAGUUAGCUGACGCUGAAGCCUUACUCCAAGUCCGCCUCUACACCCAAGAAGAGUAUGAGAUGGGCUACAUAAAUGGGUUUAAGGUGGCUCGGAGGUAUGCUCUCCAUGCUGAGCCUUCGCUGGAUUGGUCCAAGUGUGCGCUUUGGGCUCAGGACCCCGAAGAUCCGCACAUGCUGUAUGCCACUCCUACCGAGCAUGAGAUCCUUCAGGCUGAACAAGCCGAGGAGGAAGUUGAGCGGCAGGAGUUGGAGGCUGAACAGCGAGCUGCUGAAGCUCAGGCAAAGGCCUAA